AUGCCGGACCUGAGCGAUUUCGGCGGGCUGGGCGGCAUUAGCGGGGCCGCCGGGGGCCUUGGCGCACUCGCGUCUCUCGCGGGGAGCGGCGGUCGUUCGCACGGUGGAGGCGGAGGGCUCGGAAACCUGGGCGGGCUGGGCGCGAUGGGACUGCUCGCAGGCGGGCACGGGGGUUUCGGUGGCGGCGGAGGCUUCGGCCACCACGGCGUCGGGGGCGGCUACCACUACGGCCCGGGAGGGUUCGGGGUAGGCCUCGGCGGCAUGGGGAUGGGAAUGGGCGGCGGUUACGGUAUGGGGGGGAUGGGCGGGUACCGCGGCUACGGCGGCGGCCACCACGGCUACCGCGGCUCGGCCAUGAGGCUGCCUUGGAUGGGGGUGCUGGCGGCGACGGCGGUGGCCGGCGGCGCGGCGGCGGCGUACCCCAGGGGCGCCAGGAGCCAGGUCACGUGGAAGGAGGGGAGCAAGCAGGUGUCCGCGCAGGUCGGAGGCUUGACGGUCAACGUGGCCUGUGCUCAAAACCUGAAGAGCGUGUCGACCAUGAGCACCCAAGACCCGUACGUCAAGGCCAAGCUUCUCGUCGACGGAUACCAGAUCUCCGAGGUGAAGAGCGGGACGCACAACAACGGCGGCCGGAACCCCAGCUGGGCGAGGAGGAACAACUUCUUCACCUUCUACGUGCCUUCGAACGUUCCGCUGCGGAAGCUGGCGGUCGUGCUGGAGAUAUACGACUACAACACCAUGUCCGCCGACAAGAUGAUCGGCACGUGCGGGAAGAUUCCUCUCCAGGGGAUCGCAGACGGGAAGAUGCGGUGGUGGACCGUCACGAGCGGGGGGCAGCUGCAGGCCUCUGUCUUCUCCGACGUGAAGUUUAACAGCACCAAGGCAUCCAAGUCCGGUGGUCAGAAGCAGCACCAGAAGAAGAGCAAGCCCAAGAAAAAGAAAAAGAGCAAGACCAAGUACCACUACGGCGGCGGCGGCGGCGGAAGCCGGAACGAGUACAACAACUACGUCAGCAAACGCUACUGGAUGUUGAGGGCCCCAGUUCCUCCGGCUUUGGGCAAAGUGCAAUUCUGUGCGCCUUUUAGAUACCCUCCGUUCAAAGCUGAUCGCUGCGGCUUAUUUAUUCCAUCGUGGUAG
Ectocarpus siliculosus is the source of this 1137-nucleotide messenger RNA. NCBI's taxonomy places the organism in Eukaryota, Phaeophyceae, Ectocarpales, Ectocarpaceae. The record is from the annotation of a GenBank genome assembly.